Messenger RNA from Spirodela intermedia, 23072 nucleotides. The record is from the annotation of a GenBank genome assembly. NCBI's taxonomy places the organism in Eukaryota, Viridiplantae, Streptophyta, Magnoliopsida, Alismatales, Araceae.
AUGGGUCGUCGAAUCAUCUCUGGUGGCUGUCACUCAGUGGAGCGGAAAAACGGCGACUUUGCGGCUCUCCGGCAACUGUCACCUGACGGAGAGGAGCUAGAUGGAGGUGGGGCGUGUGUCAGGGAGCUUCAUCCUCAGGUCUGCAUAGCAAGAGGAGGCUCUUCAUCGCAUUCAGUACGCUCUCAAAAGGUGGCGACUCGUCUCCCAGUAGAUCGUCCUCUUCUCGAUGAUGACUUGUUCGUCGAUCAAUUGGAGAUGAUUUACUCGAUGGAUUCGCGAUCCUUUUAUUGCGAAUCCUUCAGCAUUUUUAGUAACAAUGCUCCGUGAAUCGCAUUGAUAAGAUUUUCGCCAAUGAUCCAGCAGUUCUGGUUACUUAAUCCUUUCACCGGUGAUUUGCAGGAAAGUUGCGAUAAUCAAAUAAAAAUAUGACUUUUUGCUCUAGGAGGAUUCGAACCUGUGCCAGUUGCUCACCCCUUUCUGGGGAGGGUGUGACGCGAGUUUAGUCCCACAUCGGUUGUGCGCCAAAGUUUCUAGUGAAUAUAUAGUAAUGUUCACAGCCGGCUGAUCAAGUCCCUUUCUCGCUCGUGUAUGACCACUCCUUGUCCCACAGCCGGCUUGCCACCGGUGACGUGGGAGGGGAAUGGUGCACACGUGCUGCUAUUGGUCCUAGCUGCUCAAGCGCUUGCUCGUGGCUAUUCCCCGACUGCGCUUCCGACUCGCCUGCAAGCCCGCCUGGCCAGCGGGUCCCCUCCAUUUUGCUAUUUUUAUUUUAAUUUCUUUUCCUUCAUUUAUCUCAAAAGUAAGACUGUAAAAAUUAUAUAAAUUCAUAUAAAAUCACAUAAUUACCUAAAAAUUCACGUUAAUCAAUUGAAAACCACUUUUCAAACUUUAACACAAAUAUAAAUCUAUUUAUCAUGAGUUAAGGCUAAAACUAUAUUAUUUACUAAUUAUUAACUUAUGAUAAUGAAGACUUAUCAGGCAACUAUCACCCGACGGAGAGGAGCUAGAUGGAGAUGGGGCGCAUGUUAGGAAGCUUCAUCCUCAAGUCCGCACAGCAAGAGGAGGCUCUUCAUCGCAUCCGGUACACUCUCAAGAGGUGGUGACUCGUCUCUUAGUGGAUCGUCCUCUUCCCGAUGAUGGCUUGUUUGUCGAUCAAUCAUAGAUGAUUUACUCAAUGGAUUCACAAUCUUUUUAUCGCAAAUCAUUCAGCAAUAUUAGUAACAAUGCUCUAUGAAUCGCGUUGACAAGAUUUUCGUCGACGAUCUACUGAUUCAAGCGGCUUAAUCUUUCACUAGCGAUCUAUAAGAAAGUCGCAAUAAUUAGAUAAAAAUAUGAGUGUUGACUCUAGGAGGAUUUGAACCCAUGCCGGUUGCCCACCUACAUGAGAAAGAUUGAAAGAAGUACUCUAAUGUCCUUAUCAAGUGACGUCAUCUUAGUAUAUCUCUAUUAUAACUAAGGGGUAUUUUAGGUAUUAAAAUCUUCAAAGCCUUUCAAUGGAAGGUGUGACACAGAUUUAGUCCCACAUUGCUUGUGCGCUGAAGUUUUGGGUGAAUAUAUAGUAAUAUCACAUUUGCAAAUAAUGAGUCUCUUUCUCGCGUGUGUAUGACCACUCCUGGCCACUAGUGACGUGGAAGGGGAGUGGUCCACACGUGCCCCUAUCGGUCCUAGCUGCUCGAGCCCCUGCUCGCGGCUCCCCCUAACUACACUUCCAACCCACUUGCGAGCUCGGCUGACCAGCGGGUCCCCCUUUUACUAUAUUUUUAUUUUAAUUUUUUUUUCUUCAUUUAUCUCAAUAAUUGGACUAUAAAAAUUAUAUAAAUUCAUAGAAAAUCACAUAAUUACCCAAAAAUUCACGUUAAUCAAUUGAAAACAACUUUUCACAAUUUAACACAAAUAUAUGUCUAUUUAUCAUGAGUUAAGGCUAAAACUAUAUUAUUUACUAAUUAUUAACUCAUGAUAAUGAAGACUUGUCAUUGGUCAUGAGUCUCUUUGAAAAUAUCACAAGAAUAAUAGAAGUCUACUCUAGAAUAAGUGCUCGUGGUGGUCUACCAUUUCACACUCCCUAACGAUAAAUAUUAUGCAUCAGAAAAAUGUGUGUCAUGCUACUUAUCAUUUUCUCUCAAUUCAAAAGGAAGAUAACAAUGGCCGCUUUAAUGCUUCACAGAUUUCUUACUUAGAUAUGAUGCAAUCGAUGGUUAGCGUUCAUCUAACUUAGAUCCUCGCUUGAUAUCAGUGUCAAGUAAGUAUCUUAGAAUCCAUGAUUGAUUGAAUAACAUGAUAAUUUUCUAAGAAAGAUUAGAGAUACCUGAAUAUUUGUUUUUUUUUUCUCACUCUCUUUCAUAACUUAUGAAAUCAUGAUUAUUACCAUAAAAAAAAAAUGCAAUUGCUUCUUUGCCAAGUUGUGGCUAUCAGCUAGUUGAAGCCCACUAUGGUAGUCUUUUAGUUGUAAGGUUAUAGUGAUAAUUAUAAAUUAGUAGUGGCAUCUAUGCAUUAAUAUCUUAUAUAUAGAUGCUAAUUAAUUAGUAGAGAAUGUAAUUAUAUAUAUGUUACCAACUCAUUAUGAUAUUUAUAAUAUUUUAUUAUUUAAAUCCUAAUAUAUAUUAUUUUAUUUAUUUUAUAUAUAUUUUGAGACUAAUCUCAUGAUGUGACUUUGAGUUUGUAUAGUAAAUCACGCAAAUUUAAAAUUUAUAAAACUAGAAAAGACUAAUUUUUAGAUAUUUAGAAGUAUUUUUGGACAAAUAUAUUAAUUAUAAUUCAAUUAAAAUUUCAAAAAUAGUGGUAAUUUUCCAGAUCAAUCAUAGGGAUGUAAUAUAAUAUUGGAUAAUUUUUCAAAACUUUCCUCAAAGAAUACGAGUUUUUAUGAAUUUUAUACUAAGAAAUUAAAAUAAAAUAUAUUUAAAAUUCACGAAAAAGAGAAAUAGAGGUGCAGACAUUAGGAUGAUGUCAGCACCUGACAAAUGGAAAUCUCAUAGAAAUAGAGUUCUACUCAAUGAUUCUCACAUAAGUGAUUACAAAUGAUUUAAUUGAUCAAAUUAAGAUCUAUAAAAGUUGAAAGAAUCAUAGUUGAAUGAAGUAUAGCUUAGUAAAUUUAAAUCACACAAAUAUCACUAAAUGAAGCAAAAAUUAAGUUAAAAGUAGGAAAACAGAGUUCCAACAUCACGGUGGCGAUGCAUCAGCGAUGCACAAAAAUCUUGAGCAUUCGGGAGGAUUGUCAUACAAUAUCCAUGACCUUAAAGGCUCUCCUUAGACAAGGACAACAUGGGCAAUCUCUAAAUCUCCUUGCAAAGUCUAGAGAUGAAUAAAAUAGGUGAUCAAAUUAUCUAUGAUGGCUUUCAUCUAGUAGAGUAGAAAAAUGAUAAUUUUAUGACUCUUCGGCAGCUAUCAUUUGAUAGAGGGGAGUUGGAUGGAGGUGGGGCGCAUGUCGAGGAGCUUCAUCUUUAAGUCCGCACAGCAAGAGGAGGCUCUUCAUCACAUCUGGUAUGCUCUUAAGAGGUGACAACUUGUCUCCCUAUGGAUCAUCCUCUUCUCAAUGACAACUUGUUCAUCGAUCAAUCGAAGAUGAUUUACUUGAUGGAUUCACGAUCCUUUUAUCGCGAAUCGUUUAGUAAUUUUAAUAACAAUACUCUACGAAUCAUGUUGACGAGAUUUUCGCCGAUGAUCUAGUGAUUCUGACAACUUAAUCCUUCAUCGACGAUCUACAGGAAAUUCACGAUAAUUAGAUAAAAAUACAAGUUUUGACUCUAAGAAGAUUCAAACCCACACUGGUUGCCUGCCUAUAUGAGAGAUAUUAAAAUAAAUACUCUAAUGCCCUUAUUGAAUGACGUCAUCAUGGUAUAUCUUUAUUAUAACUAAGGGAUAGUUUAGGUAUUAAAAUCUUUGAAGCCUUUCAGGGGAAAGUGUGAUGUGGGUUUAAUCUCACAAUGCUUGUUGAUAAGUCUUCAUUAUCAUGAGUUAAUAAUUAGUAAAUAAUAUAGUUUUAGCCUUAACUCAUAAUAAAUAAACUUAUAUUUGUGUUAAAGUGUGAAAAGUAGUUUUCAGUUGAUUAACGUAAAUUUUUGAGUAAUUAUGUGAUUUUAUACGAAUUUAUAAGAUUUUUAGUCUGACUUUUGAGAUAAAUGAAGAAAAAGAAAUAAAAAUCAAAAUAUAGCAAAAUGAGGGGGACUUGCCAGCCAACCGAGCCCGCAAGUGGGUUAGAAGUGCAGUUGGGGAGGAGCCGUGAGCAGGGCUCGAGUGGCUAGGACCGAUAGGGGCACGUGUGCGCCACUCCCCUUCCACGUCAUCGAUGGUCAGCCAGCUAUGGGGCAAGGAGUGGUCGCACAUGCGGGAGAAAGAGACUUGCUUGUAAAUAUAAUAUUACUAUAUAUUCGCCCGAAACUUCAGCGCACAAGCGAUGUGGGAUUAAACCCACAUCACACCUUUCCCAGAAGGCUUUGAUGAUUUUAAUACCUACAAUACCCCAUAUUUAUAAUAGAGAUAUACCAUGAUGACAUCAUUUUAUAAGGCCAUUAGAGUACUUAUGUCAAUCUCUCUCAUGUAGGCGGGAACUAGUGCGGGUUCGAAUCCUCCCAGAAUCAAAACUUAUAUUUUUUAUUUGAUUAAGCCACCAGAUUCGCUGGAUCAUCGACGAAAAUCUCGUCAAUGCGAUUCACAAAGCAUUGUUACUAAAAUUGCCCAACAAUUCGCGAUAAAAGGAUCGCGAAACCAUCGAGUAAAGCAUCUCUAAUUGAUCGACGAAUAAGCCGUCAUUGGGAAGAGAAUGAUCUGUUGGGAGACGAGUUGUCACCUCCUAAGAGCAUAUCAGAUGCGAUGAAGAGCCUCCUCUUGCUGCGUGGACCUGAGGAUGAACCUCCCUGACACGUGCCCCACCUCCAUCUAGCUCCUCUCCGUCAAGUGACAGCUGCUAGAGAGCUGCAAAGUCGUCAUUUUUCUACUCUGCCAGGUGACAGCCACUAGAGAAGAUUUGACAACCCAUUUCAUUGAUCUCUAGACUUCACAAAGAGAUCUAGAGAUUGCCCACAUCGUCAUUGCCCAAGGAGAGCCUUCAAGGCUGUGGACACUACACGACGAUCCUCUCGAAUGCUCAAGAUUCCGGUGCAUCGCCGACGCAUCACCGCCGUGAUGUCGGAACUAUUUUUUCUUACUUUCAACUUAUUUUCCAUUUCAUUUAGUGAUAAUUUAUGUGAUUUAAAUUUAUCAAGAUAUACUUCAUUCAAUUAUGAUUCUUUCAACUUUUACAAAUCUUAAUUUGACCAAUUAAAUCAUCUGUAAUUGCUUAGGUAAGAAUCGUCAAGCGGAACUUUGUUUCUGCCCGAUUCACAUUCAUCAGGUGCUGAUGUCAUCUUGACGUCUGCACCCUUAUUUCCUUUUUUCGUAAAUUUUAAAUAUAUUUCCUUUUCAUUUCCUAGUAUAAAUUUAUAAAAAAUAGUAUUCUUUGAAGCAAAUUCUGAAUAAUCACCAGAUAUUAUAUUACUUCUCUGUGAUCGAACUAAAAAAUUAUCACUAUUUUUGAAAGUUUUAUUAACAUAUAAUUAAUAUAUUUGUUCAGAAAUACUUCUAAAUAUUUGAAAAUUCGUAUUUUUUAGUUUUAUAAAUUUUAAAUUUACAUGAUUUACUAUACAACGAGUAAGUCAUGUCACUUGUGCACUGACGUUUUAGGCGAAUAUAUAGUAAUAUCAUAUUUCCAAGCAAUGAGUCCCUUUCUCCCACGUGUACGACUACUCCUUGCCUCAUAGCCGACUGGCCACCGAUGACGUAGAAGGGGAGUGACGCACACGUGCCCCCAUCAGUCUUAGUUGCUCGAGUCCCUACUCGUGGCUCCCCCUGACUACACUUCUGACCUACUUGCAGGCCCGGCUAGCCAAUGAGUCCCCCACCUUUUGCUAUAUGUUUAUUUUAAUUUCUUUUUCUUCAUUUAUCUCAAAAAUUGUGAAAAGUGUUAUUAUACUUCUUACAAUAACAUUUCUUCAUACAUUUGGUAUCAAAUUUUUUCACUUCUUUCUUAGCUUUUACAAGAACGAAACAUGUACAUCCGAAUGGUCUAAAGGAGGUUCUUUAAGUAAUGGUCUAAUCAUAAUUCUAUUCAAUAUAUAAAUAGGAUUAUUAAUACCCUCAGGAAAGAUAUUUAGGGAAGUAAUUUUCAGCUAACUAAGUCCUAGAUAUAUGUGUAAAAAGCUAAUUCAUUCUCUAAUCUGCACCAACUUGUUGGGGUGUCUUAAUACUAGAAAAAUAUAUGAAAUUCACUAACCAUAACAAAACUUCUAUAAAUUUUUUAUUUUCACAUUCUCCACAAUGAUCAACUUAUAAUUCUCUUAAUUCUCAAUUUGUUGUAAUUCUUAAAUUUCUUAUUACACUUCUUAGAUGCCUCAAGUGUAUCAUCUCUCUAUCAAAAUAAAAAUACCUAAAUAAAUCUUGAAAAAUCAUAUAAAGUAAAAAAUCCAUGCCUAUUUCCCUUGUAAUUGUCACUUUGUUGGUUAAACUAAAUGCAUGUAAUAGCUUUAAUGGUUGACUAGUGAUGUCACAUUCAUCAUAGUAAACAAAAAUUAUCAAAAUUUAAAUAUUUAUAAACUGAAUUCAACAUAAGAAUUAAAAUUAAAUUUUGGUGAAUUCAGGUCAUUCAAAGGGAUGAUAGUUCAACCUCAAUAUGAUUGUUUUUUGUUCCAAAAAAUUUACUAAAAUAAAAAUAAAAUAAAAUAAUCUUUGAAUUACUUGAGCUCUAAAUCUUAAAAUUUUGAUGUGUUCACAUUUUCAGAAUUGAUAAAUGACUUGAGAUCCUGAAAAUAUUUUAGAGAAAAUCACAAAGAUAAAAGAAAAUUAAAUGAUAGAAAAUAAACCAAAAAUCAGUAAAAACAAGAGAGGAGAAGGAAAAUACAACUGCAAGUAGGGAAACCUUGCUACCAGUGAAAUGAGAAUACUAAGUACUAUUUCAAAAUAACUAUACCAUGAUGUUAUAACAAAGGUCAUUUCAUCAGAAAUAUUAAAAUCGUAAGAAAAAGAUGUAAAACAAAUGAAAUAAAAUCAUGAACUUGUCUAUGUUUGUCAUCAAAGAAUAGAGUAUUGUUGUGAUAAGAAAUAGAAUAGAAACGUGAUUAAAAAAGAAUAAAAUAUGGAAUAAAUAUUUAAUCUUGUCAUAUGCAGGUUGAUAGAAUGAAAUCGAGGGUCAUUGAAAACCCCAAAAUUAGUUGAUCAAAAAAUAUUUAGAAUCACGAAUUUACUAAAUUAAAAUACAAAAAAAGGUAAGUACGGCGAUAAUCUUGAAGUCUAUCCACAAGAAUUGAGAAUUAGGCAUUACUUAGUUACUAUUUAAUUUGAUUUAUAGAUUUCAUUGAAAUGAGCUCAAAGGAGAGUCGAUGGCAAGUAAGAAGAAUUUUCACUAUCAGGAAAGGGGGAAAAUAGAAAAUCAAUGAUGCAGACGAUGCUGGAGAGAUGAAUACAUGCAUAAAAGACUCAUAAUACGGAAUCAAAAAGAUAAAUCACCCUAUUUCAAACCUACAAAUACUUAACAUGUAUACUAUUUUAGGGGCCUCUAUAUGUCACCAAGACUAGGUGGUUUUCCUCUUCGAGUAGCUUUUCCAAGGAUCUAUGCUUUGACUCCACACAUGAAUCAAUCAAAACACAUCUGACGUGACUUAGUUGUUGUAUAUUAAAUCACGCAAAUAUAAAAUUUAUAAAACUAGAAAAUACGAAUUUUCAGAUAUUUAGAAGUAUUUCUAAAUAAAUAUAUCAAUUAUAAUUCCAUAAAAAUUCCAAAAAAUAGGGGUAAUUUUCCAAGUCGAUCAUAGAGAUGUAAUAUAAUAUCUGGUAAUUAUUCAGAAUUUUCCUCAAAGAAUACUAUUUUCUAUGAAUUUUAUACUAAGAAAUGAAAAGGAAAUAUAUUUGAAAUUCACGAAAAAAAAGGAAAUAAGGGUGCGGAUGUCAGGAUGACGUCAGCGCCCGGCAAACGCGAAUCGGGUGGAAAUAGAGUUCCGCCCGGUGAUUCUUACGUAAGCAAUUACAGACGAUUUAAUUAAUCAAAUUAAGAUCUGUAAGCCGGAAGAAUUGUAAUAGAACAAAGUAUAUUUUGGUAAAUUAAAAUCACAAAAAGUAUCACUAAAUCAAGCGUAAAGUAAGUUAAAAGUAGGAAAAUAGAGUUCCGACGUCGCGACGGCGAUGCGUUGGCGAUGCACCGGAAUUCUGAGUGUUCGGGAGGAUCGUCGUGCAGUGUCCACGACCUCGAAGGCUCACUAAAUGGCUCGUCGAGUCGUCUCCGGCGGCUGUCACUCGGCGGAACGGAAAAACGGUGACUUUGCGGCUCUCCGGCGGCUGUCACCCGAUGAAGAGGAGCUGGAUGGAGGUGGGGCGCGUGUCAGGGAGCUUCAUCCUUAGGUCCGCGCAGCAAGAGGAGGCUCUUCAUCGCAUCUGGUACGCUCUCAGGAGGUGGCGACUCGUCUCCCCAUGGAUCGUCCUGUUCCCAACAACGGCUUGUUCGUCGAUCAAUCAGAGAUGAUUUACUCGAUGGAUUCGGGAUCUUUUUAUCGCGAAUCGUUCAGCAAUUUUAGUAGCAAUGCUCUGUGAAUCGCGUUGACGAGAUUUUCGCCGAUGAUCUAGUGAUUCUCAUUGCUUAAGCCUUCACCGGCGAUCUGCAGGAAAGUCGCGAUAAUCAGAUAAAAAUAUAUGAAUUUUGACUCAGGGAGGAUUCGAACCCGCGCUAGUUGUCCGCCCCUUCUGAGGAAGGUGUGACGCGGGUUUAGUCCCACAUCACUUGUGCGCCAAUUUUUCGGGCGAAUAUAUAGUAAUGUUACAUUUCUAAGCAAAGUUCCUUCUCUCGCGUGUACGACCACUCCUUGGCCCACAGCUGGCUGGCCACCAGUGACGUGGAAGGGGAGUGGCGCACACGAGCCCCUAUUGGUCCAAGCCGCUCGAGCCCCUACUCGCGGCUACUCUCCGACUGAGCUUCCGACCCGCUUGCGGGCCCAGCUGGCCGGCGGGUCCCCCCAUUUUGCAAUAUUUUAUUUCUUUUUCUUCAUUUAUCUCAAAAGUAAGACUGUAAAAAUCAUAUAAAUUCGUAUAAAAUCACAUAAUUACCCAAAAAAUCACAUUAAUCAACUGGUGAAACCUGAAUUUGUUUCAUGCGAACCGACAAAAUGUGAAGGUAUUCAAAGUUAAGUUCUUCUACCCGUAAACGGCAACUUAAAUGCAUAAGGAUUUACAUGAGACGAUGGGAAUACACAUGUAGGGCUGUGAAUAAUUGAGGGUUGUUUUGUCUUUUUGGCCAUGAUAAAAUCAGGCGAGAGUCAGUUUCUUCUCAAGUUGAUCUGAACCAUUGGAUUUGGAAGUCUUGUCGUAGCCAUAGGAUCUUCUUAAAUGUUGAGAUCCACUGCAUCCUCAGUAAGGAUGCUCCAUCUGUCGUUGAUUGUGUGGACAUUCUUUGUGGCUUAUGAUGCCACAUGUCAAUGCCUCAGCCCUUGAUUUUGUCACCUCAUCUCCACUAACCAGAUCUCAUCCAUCAAAGCAUAUAUCGGCUUCCUAAAAACUAUAAAAAGACAUCAAAAAGUCUUGAAAUUCUCUCAUAUUAAUAUAAAAUCAAUUAUGACUAUAAAGCUCAGAGAAAAUUUCCAAAAAAGUCUCUAAAAUAUGGUAACAUGCUAUAUUUUACAUCUUUUAUGUCAUAAUCAACAUGUUAUCACAUGUCACUUGGACAAAGAACUAGGCUAAAAAAAAUUUCAAAUCAAAUUGAAAUGAAAAUCUGAUUCACAAACACCAUUCAUUGCUCUGCUCAUUUGUCACCCAAAAACAAACUACCAGAAAGUGAAUGUGAAAUCAUCUAAAACGUGCUAAAAAUAUAUAUUGAAAGCUUUAAUCUCGUUAUUUUCGUAUCACCAGACAAAGGAUUUAGAAAUAAUGAAAAUAAAACGAAAUAAGGAGAGAAAUUGAACUCAAAUGUGACCAAGAUCAGUCCACCUAUCAUCCAAAGAGAACUUGGCCCCAAAAGCUUGUAAAUUUCUCCAAUAUUCCCCUUUUUAUCAUCUAGAAAGCUUCCUCUUUUUGUCCUCGAGCUUCAUUCUGAUUUUGAUGCAAUAAUAUCUCAAUAAUAAUCAUGAAAUCUCUAAUUAUCUCUAUUCAUUUCACUGCCAAAAAACAAAGGAUGAAAGAUGAUGUGUACAUCAAUGAUGUGCCAUAACCUCUUGACAUGGCCCAAAAAUGCUUAGAUGGCCCAUAAACCCUUGAACAUGUCCUCUUGGUGUUGUGACCAUAAUUUUUUAUAUUUUUUUCUCAUUAUAUUGAUAAGUUCUAAAUUACUGAAAAUGGCUUUAAAAUGUCUUCAAACAUUUCUUAAAAAAUCCAUGAUAAAUCUAUUUUCCAAUUUUAAUUUAAUGCUUAAUUUCCUUUCAAUUUUCAAAUAAUCCAGAAGAUUAUAAACCUUGGAUAAUCAUAUUAGCACAUGGAUAAAAAAUAAGAAAUAUAUUUAUUUCACAUAAAUCAUAUAAAUUAGAAAAAUAAAGAUAAAUUCAUCACAUCACUCUCAAAAAACUACUAACACUUUUUUAGCUGAAAUAAUUCACAUUUAGUGUUAAUUAACACGAAAAAUAAUUUUAUUUUACCUUAAUUAUUAAAUAAAAAUAAGCAUUAUCUAUUAGUUUUGGCAAUAUUUUUAGAUUUGUGACUCUCUCUAACCUAGCCUCUAAUAAAUUUUCACUAUGAAAUAUCUCAUUCAAAUUUAGAUUAGGCAUUAAUUUAACUAAGUUCAAAUUAUUUAAUUUCUUUAUAUUCAAAUGCUUACAUGUCUUAAUUGUCCACAACGAAUUUAUUUACUAUAUAUUAUGGGCAUUAAAUAUCAAUAAUUCAUUUAAGUGAAAAAUAUAAAUAUUAUUUCUGGAAUUGAAUAUACAAAAAAUAUGACUUCUGAAUAUUGCAUUCAUUCUAUGAUCACAUAACUAAUGCUGAUCAGAUUAUGUGUUAAAGGUUGUAUAAUCAUAGCAUAUUCAAAUAGAACAUGAUAAUUAAGAUGACUAUUUUUAUCUACAAUAAUUUUUCUUUCUUAUUGUUCUCAAAGGUUUACUCACCUCCUCGUACAAGGUAAACCAUCAUCUCUUUCUGGUCAUGCAUUUUGCAUAGCUAUUAUCAAGGUAUCAUGGUGCUUCAUCCAUUGAACGAGACUCUUUAAUUUUAUUACAACAAGGGUAUCCAAAAAAGAAAUCGAUUCUUAAUCCUAGAUGUAUAAAAAAAUUUCUUGGGAAAUCAUAUUUCUCUAUAAAAAAAAAUUCUGUCUAUUUUUUUAUGCUUAUAUUUUUUUGUGUACUUACAUGUAAAUGGAUGUCAAAACUCUUAUUUAAAGUUUUUUUCCACUGGAAAAUGUUGAGUAUGAUUUUUUAUUUUCCACUUUCUUCCAUGCUUCUACUAUCAAACUAGCAUAUCCAAUCCCUUUUCAAUUGAUGUGUUUGUUCCUUGUUUCAAUCAAUGUAUAAAAUUUCUAUUGAUCCCUAUUAAAUAAGUUUUCAUUUUACCAUUUUCUUGUAGCAAUGAUUUCAUCUUUGUCAAGUUUUCAACAUGUUUCCUAACAUUAAGUUUAUCCAUUUGUGACUUAAAUUUCAUAUUUUUCUUAAAUAUUUAACUAUUAUGACUUCAACUUUAUCUAAAACAUCAUCAAUAUCAGUAAUAAAUUAGUCUAAUUAUUCAAUUGUCAUAUUACCCUUGGAGAAUUCUUUUUCCUCAAAUUCAUGCAUUAUGAAGCAAAUAUUUUAUUUAUUUUCAUGCUAUAUUUCGAAUGAAGAAUCAUCUUGAUCACUCUUAAGUAGUCAGCACCACCUUCUUUCUCUUAAUGCUGAAUUUUAGUUUGGCACAAUUGACUUUCAUCUAACCUAGUUUUCACAAUUCAAAGCAUAUAGGCUCGACUUGCAUUCUAUCACUCCUACCAAAAAAUGCAUUUAACUUUUUUAUCCCUUUCUUUACUUGAAAUCUCUUUAAUCUCUAAGUAAUCAUGGCAAUAUCUUUUAAGUCUACUUCAUCAUCAAUAUCUAUGGGUUUGAGGAAAAUUGGUUUCUUUGUGAAUAGUUAUUAAAGCUAGAUUUAUAUGUUUUAAUUAGUUUUGUUAUUUGCUUUUAUUUUUUUAACUUGCAGAAUAAAUAUGAGAUAUAUUGUUAAAUUCAAAAGUCUGAAGUUAGAGUACUUAGUGUAAUUUUUUUAUUAUUAAAAUAAAAAAAUAAUAUAAAAUUUCUGUCCACUGGCAAGCGGGCCUUGCUCUACACAUGUGCGUCACUCCCCUUCCACGUCUUGGUGGCCAACUGGUCAUGGGGUGAUAAGUCUUCAUUAUCAUGAGUUAAUAAUUAGUAAAUAAUAUAGUUUUAGCCUUAACUCGUGAUAAAUAGACUUAUAUUUGUGUUAAAGUGUGAAAAGUGGUUUUCAGUUGAUUAAUGUGAUUUUUUGGGUAAUUAUGUGAUUUUAUACAAAUUUAUAUGAUUUUUCCAGCCUUACUUUCGAGAUAAAUGAAGAAAAAGAAAUAAAACUAAAAUAUUGCAAAAUGGGGGAGACCCGCCGGCUAGCCGGGCCCGCAAGCGGGUCGGAAGCUCAGUCGGGGAGUAGCCGCGAGUAGGGAAUCGAGCGGCUUGGACCGAUAGGGGCACGUGUGCGCCACUCCCCUUCCACGUCACCGGUGACCAGCCGGCUGUGGGGCAAGGAGUGGUCGUACACGCGAGAGAAGGGACUUUGCUUAAAAAGCUAACAUUACUAUAUAUUCGCCUGAAAAAUCGGCGCACAACCGAUGUGGGACUAAACCCGCGUCACACCUUCCUCAGAAGAGGCGGACAACCGGCGCGGGUUCGAAUCCUCCCAGAGUCAAAAUUCAUAUAUUUUUAUCUGAUUAUCGCGACUUUCCUGUAGAUCGCCGGUGAAGGAUUAAGCAACCAGAAUCGCUGGAUCAUCGGCGAAAAUCUCGUCAACGCGAUUCGCGGAGCAUUGCUACUAAAAUUGCUGAACGAUUCGCGAUAAAAGGAUUGCGAAUCCAUCGAGUAAAUCAUCUCCGAUUGAUCGACGAACAAGCCGUUGUCGGGAAGAGGACGAUCCGCCGAGAGACGAGUCGCCACCUCUUGAGAGCGUACCAGAUGCGAUGAAGAGCCUCCUCUUGCUACGCGGACCUGAGGAUGAAGCUCCUUGACACGCGCCCCACCUCCAUCCAGCUCCUCUCCGUCGGGUGACAGCCGCCGGAGAGCCGCAAAGUCGCCGUUUUUCCGCUCUGCCGAGUGACAGCCGCCGGAGACAACUCAUCAACCCAUUUCAUUGAUCUCUAGACUUCGCGAGAAGAUCUACAGAUUGCCCACGUCGUCUUUAUCCAAGGAGAGCUUUCGAGGCUAUAGACACUAGACAACGAUCCUCCCAAACGCUCAGGAUUCCAGUGCAUCGCCGACACAUCGCCGUCGCGACGCCGGAACUCUGUUUUCCUGCUUUAAACUUACUUUACACUUCAUUUAGUGAUAUUUCUUUGUGAUUUUAAUUUACCAAAAUAUACUUUGUUCUAUUACGAUUCUUUCGGCUUUUACAGAUCUUAAUUUGAUUAAUUAAAUCGUCUGUAAUCGCUUACGUAAGAAUCGCCGGGCGGAACUCUGUUUCCGCCCGAUUCGCGUUCGCCGGGCGCUGACGUCAUCCUGACGCCCGCACCCUUAUUUCCCUUUUUAGUGAAUUUUAAAUAUAUUUCAUUUUUAUUUCCUAGUAUAAAAUUCAUAGAAAAUCGUAUUCAUUGAGAAAAAUUCUGAAUAAUUACCAGAUAUUAUAUUACAUCCCUGUGAUCGACCUGGAAAAUUACCGCUAUUUUUGGAAGUUUUAUUGAAUUAUAAUUGCUAUAUUUAUUUAGAAAUACUUCUAAAUAUCCAAAAAUUCGUAUUUUCUAGUUUUAUAAAUUUUAUAUUUGCGUGAUUUAAUAUACAACGACUGAGUCACGUCAUGGGGCAAGGAGCGCCUAUAUACACGUGUGCACACGAGGGUGGACCACCUUAUUGCCUUCUCCCAAGAUGGUCUUGGGCAUUAUUUUAUUUCAAGAGAAGGGAAUCUCUGCUGAGAGACCGUAGCUUUAAUUUAUAUUCGGCAUAUGUUCCGAAAUAUUUUUUAUGUGGGACCAAAUGUUUUCAUCUAUUUCAGCGUAGCCAUCUAGAGUGUAGUGUGAUCCAGCGGUACACAAAGAGUCACGUCAUCCGAUUAGCCUAAUCCUAUGACUGGCGAAUCGCCACAAUACUAGAUUUGUAAAGUGAUUCAUCGAUAGUUCAUGAAUCUGAUACCGCUCAACACACACGUGACCUUAAAAGCUGAUCCAACAACUAUGAAGGCACCACGGUACUAGAACUUAAGUUCCCGAUCGACAAUAGUUCGCAACGGAUUGAUCUUACGUCGCUCAGAGCGCCACGUGACCAGGCUCAUCUGAUCUAGCAACUCAUGGAGAGCCACGAUAUUGGGAACUUAAGUUUUCACACAUAUCAUCCUUAGGGAUAUAAAGAUAAUAAUUAAUUAUUUUCUGGUAAAUAGAUAUUAUCAAUUAUCUUUAAAAUCCCGAUAGUAGUUGCGAAUAUGACAAUCUGUUCUUCCCUCUUUUCAUGCGAUCGACAUCUCCAGUGAUCAACAAACUUCUUCCUUCCUUGCUCGACUACACUCAAGGCCUCCAGUGAGUGUUCAGCUCUUUCCUUCUCCCCCCAAAUGAUGGUGACAGCGUGGUCGAGCCCUCUUUAGGAGAUCUCUCCGGCAUGAUGUGGCACGACUAGACGAAACUAAGCCACCACACUGGUGUCUCCAGUUGCCCAAGAAAUAGACUAAACUUGGGCAAUGAUUUAUUUCCUAUUUUCAGCAUUUACUUACUUGCUUUUGUCAUUUGUUUACAUUUUAGGGCAUGUUCUUUCUGUUUCAUGCACGUUUUCAUUGAAAUGAGUAGAACUAAUUCAAAACUUGAUGAAUAAUCUUUGUUCUUCUUUUGAAUCCUCUAAAACUUGUCUAAGAUCAAGCUAAGAUUAUUUCUAACUUAUUUUCUAUUGAUUUUCAUAGUCGAAUCUUGACGUAUUCAUGUUCCCGACAUUCUGCAAAUAACGAGUAUUUUUCUAUUUUUGAAUGCAAAAUCAUCGAGAUUAAAGGCUGAUUAAUAAGCAUUCAAUGGUUAAAAUAAGCUAGAGACAUUCACGGCUGACCUCGUGUCAUGUGUGUGAAUCUUCGAGCACACAUUCAUCUGGGAAACUAGGUUGACCAUAUUUCUCUAUUUCUUCAUUUUUGUCUUAUUUCUCUCUCUCCCUCUCUCGUGAGACCUCUCUUCUCUCUCCAUCUCUCGUGAGAUCUCUCCCUUUCUCUCGAUUGAUAUUUCCUUCUCUUUCUCUCUCUCGAUUGAUCUCCCUCUCUCUCUCUCGUGAAACUUUUCUCUCUCUCUGUCUCACGUGAGAUUUCUCUCCUUCUCUCUCUUUCUCUUCCUUUCUCGAGAGAUCUCAUCUCUUCUCUCUCUUGUGAGAGCUCUCUCUUCUCUCUUUCUUCUCUCUCUUUUCCUCCUUCCUUUUCUCCACUUUCCUUCCUUAUUCUUUUGACCUCACCAUUCUAUUUUAUUAUUCCUGUUAAAUAUUAAUAAAAUAUUAAAAUCAUUUUAUAUAUAAACUAAAUUAGUUUUCACGACGAAUUAAUCAAUCUCCUUGUGUUCGACCUAAGACUCACUCCCAUACUAAUAUUUUAUUAAGUUUUAGUUAUAAAUAUUAGAUAGUGUGUAUUUAAAUGCAACGACAAGUGCACACCAGUAAUUUACUUUAUAAUCUUCUAAGGUAGUUUACUUUAUCAAAUGCUAUUUUUUUGUCUCAAUGAAGGGGUCAAGGACAUAAAACUUAUUCAUUUCAGCUGAUACAAAAGUUUUUCCUUAGUUUUACUAAGGAAAAACUAUUUCAAAUUCAUGUUUACUUUUUCCAAUUCAUAUUCCUCAAAUUCAGAUCAUUAAUGUCACACAUUUCAAAAAUGUUGUCAUUUUAAUUCUUAGUAAAUAACUCAUUUAGUCUCUUGUACCUUUUUUGUCCCUCAUAAAUCACUUCUAAUUUAUCCCAAAUUUCUUUUGCUGAACCAUAUGUCAAAAUCCUAUUGUUGAAUCUAAUCCACAAAACAACACACUCUUUACUUAGAAAAAUCAAUAAUCUAAGAUUUGAAUAAGGAUUUCUAUCUUUAUUUUCCAAAAUGGGCUGUUUGAUCCAUUGAAAAGAGGUAGUUUCUAGAAAAAACUUCCUUCCUUAUUGUUUCCUAAAUAUUGAAGUUGGUUCUGAAAGCAAUUGCUAGAUUUAAAAGUGUACAUAGAUCAAGAAGAGGUUGUAUUGAUCUUACUCUAAUUUUGACAUUUGGCUAAGUACUCUAAAUUCUUCAUCUCCUCUCUUAGGUUUUAAAUUAUCUGAAAUAUUCAACAUCUGAAUAACGAAUACUCUUUGAUUUUAAAUUAUAAGAAGGAAAUUAGAGAUUGUAGAAAGGUCAUGGAUGAUCAAGCAGAAUUAAUAAAAAAACUUUGAUACACAACCUUUCCCAAUUUUCUGCCCUUUCUCAAUAUUUAAGAUAUAAAAUUAUAAAUCAAUACAUUGCCCUUUAUGGUUUUGAUAUCCUUUAACAUAAAAGCAAUAUGCAAACUUUUUAGCUAUUAAGAUACACAUCUAAAGCUUUCAUUUCAAGUGUGUCUGAUGAGACUAAGUUUUUAUUAUAAAAGAACCAAAAACACAUCCCUAGAUAAAUUGAUGACUUUGAGUUCAAUUUAAUCCAAGUGGUUUCAAUAAAAAGUGAAUAUGAAGUAGAUGAUAAGUCUUCAUUAUCAUGAGUUAAUAAUAAGUAAAUAAUAUAGUUUUAGCCUUAACUGGUGAUAAAUAGACUUAUAUUUGUGUUAAAGCGUGAAAAGUGGUUUUCAGUUGAUUAAUGUGAUUUUUUGGGUAAUUAUGUGAUUUUAUACGAAUUUAUAUGAUUUUUACAAUCUUACUUUUGAGAUAAAUGAAGAAAAAGAAAUAAAACUAAAAUAUUACAAAAUGGGGGAGACCCGCCGGCCAGCCGGGCCCGCAAGCGGGUCGGAAGCUCAGUCGGGGAGUAGCCGCGAGCAAGGGCUCGAGCGGCUUGGACCGAUAGGGGCACGUGUGCGCCACUCCCCUUCCACGUCACCGGUGGCUAGCCGGCUGUGGGGCAAGGAGUGGUCGUACACGCGAGAGAAGGGACUUUGCUUAAAAAGCUAACAUUACUAUAUAUUCGCCUGAAAAAUCGGCGCACAACCGAUGUGGGACUAAACCCGCGUCACACCUUCCUCACAGGCGGGCGACCGGCGCGGGUUCGAAUCCUCCCAGAGUCAAAAUUUAUAUCUUUUUAUUUGAUUAUCGCGACUUUCCUGCAGAUCGCUGGUGAAGGAUUAAGCAACCAGAAUCGCUAGAUCAUCGGCGAAAAUCUCGUCAACGCGAUUCGCGGAGCAUUGCUACUAAAAUUGCUGAACGAUUCGCGAUAAAAGGAUCGCGAAUCCAUCGAGUAAAUCAUCUCCGAUUGAUCGACGAACAAGCCGUCGUUGGGAAGAGGACGAUCCGUCGGGAGACGAGUCGCCACCUCUUGAGAGCGUACCAGAUGCGAUGAAGAGCCUCCUCUUGCUGCGCGGACCUGAGGAUGAAGCUCCUUGACACGCGCCCCACCUCCAUCCAGCUCCUCUCCGUCGGGUGGCAGCCGUCGGAGAGCCGCAAAGUCGCCGUUUUUCCGCUCCGCCGGGUGACAGCCGUCGGAGACGAUUCAAUGACCCACUUCAUUGAUCUCUAGACUUCGCGAGAAGAUCUAGAGAUUGCCCACGUCGUCUUUGUCCAAGGAGAGCUUUCGAGGCCGUGGACACUGCACGACGAUCCUCCCAAAUGCUCUGGAUUCCGGUGCAUCGCCGACGCAUCGCCGUCGCGAUGCCGGAACUCUGUUUUCCUGCUUUCAAUUUACUUUACGCUUCAUUUAGUGAUAAUUUUUGUGUUUUUAAGUUACCAAAAUAUACUUUGUUCAAUUACGAUUCUUCCGGCUUUUACAGAUCUUAAUUUGAUUAAUUAAAUCGUCUAUAAUCGCUUACGCAAGAAUCGCCGAGCGGAACUUUGUUUCCGCCCGAUUCGCGUUCGUCGGGCGCUGACGUCAUCUUGACGUCCACGUCCUUAUUUCCUUUUUUUUUCGUGAAUUUUAGAUAUAUUUCCUUCUUAUUUCCUAGUAUAAAAUUCAUAGAAAAUCGUAUUCAUUGAGAAAAAUUCUGAAUAAUUACCAGAUAUUAUAUUACAUCCCUGUGAUCAACCUGGAAAAUUACCGCUAUUUUUUGAAGUUUUAUUGAAUUAUAAUUGAUAUAUUUAUUUAGAAAUACUUCUAAAUAUCCGAAAAUUCGUAUUUUCUAGUUUUAUAAAUUUAAUAUUUACGUGAUUUAAUAUAUAGCGACUGACUCACGUCAGUAGACAUACUGGAUCAUUAUUUCAUUAACUUGGGGAUCUCAAUUUUUUUUAUAAUUAAUAUUGAAAAGUAUUAAAAAAAUUGCAAACAUCAUUUAAAUGCUAUACAUUCAAUUAAUUAAUUUCCAAUAAAGUUUACUGGAAAUAAAUAUUUUAAAUUAUAGAUAUCUAUUACACUCAUUGAAAUUCUCUACCAAUAUUUUACUCCAAUGAUUCAUAAAAAUCCAAUGUGAAACUCAUUUUUUACCAUAAUUCGCCAUUUUUGUAAUUAUGGACAUUACUAAGAGUAGAAAAGAAAAGAAUGAUUACAAGUGAUAAAUUCAUCCAAAUUUGAGAAUUCAAACCAUUAGUAUCAAUGAUCUACUCCUAUGUAUUAUCCAUGAAUUUAUACUUAAUUUACUUUAUAUUCAUGUUCAAGAGAAUAUUCAUGUGUAUUUGAUUUACACUAAAUAAUUAAUGCAAUUUGAUCCAUUUAUAUAUCUUGUGCUCUUUUCAUCAUUAAAAAUUGAUUUGAUAAUUAAAGAUCUAACAUAAUUAAAUAAUUCUUACUUGAAAAAUGGUGUGAGACAAUUGUCUUGUGCAACCAUCGGAAAGGUAAUUGAAUGAUGAACAAAAUGUAUUCCAUAGAUCGUCAAAUAUCAAAGAAUUCAGUUUACAACAAUUUUUACAAGUUUACUAAACUUAUAGUUUUCCCAAUGCUAAAAUCUUCUAUAGUUGUAAGACAAUUGAUCAAAAUGAUUUUUUUAAAAAGAUUAUCACAUAUUUGGGCUUGUAGUGAUUGGAAAUCAUACUCAUAGAGGAAUUCAAUAGAGUAAAUUGUUAUGAAUUUAACAACUUUUGGUCAGCAUAUUUUUAAGUAUAUUUUCAAGCAUGUGUGGUCGAUUGUGCUGACUGUUUUGGCAUGAUAACCAAUGAUAAAAUGAGGGAUUUUUCCCAAAUUAGGAAAUGAUAGCAUCCAAAAUCAAAGAGAGAUCAUCGAGAUUUGUCCUCAUCAUCAUGCUCUAGCACCUCCAAAUAAAUCAUCCUCCUAGUUGAAGCAUUUCUGCAACUCGUAGCAUUGAUCUUGAAGAGCUUCAGUAUGCCCAACUUCUUCCAAACAAAGCUUGCUGAUCCUACCAAAAGAUAGUCAUACAUUUUAGCUAAAUAUUUCCUAUUCUUGAUCUUGUUCUUGAAUAGAAAUGUGAAGAAAAUCUUGGUUUACCUAUCAUGUGUUAUAAAGGGUGGUUAGAACCUUUAGUCUAGUGGAUAGAUAAAUUUAUGAAGUAUGCUACCAGGUUUUUUAAGGUGCUAGAGAUUUAGAAAGAGGAUAAGAAUCAUAGAGUCUGAUAAUACUCUAUUUAUAUUGUAUAAUGUAGAUCAUAUGCAUGCAUUUUAGUUACAUUUAGUAAGCAUAAUGUCUUAAAAUUAAUAUAGUAUGGAAUUACUAUGAUUCGGUUAUUUUGCAUAUAAUUAGCAUGAAUUAUGCUUAAAAUAUAAUCUAUGAGCUUAGCACAUUAUAAAGAUAUAUUUUUCACAUCUAUUUUUGGUUGAAAAUUUAUUUUAGAUAUAAGAAGUAUUGGGCAAAAUCUGGGAAUUUUCUAAGAUUUAUUUGGGUGUCAUUUGAAAUGUUUAAGAAUGAGUAUGAUGUUUAUAAUAAUUGUGGAUUUAUAUCCAAUUUUUACUAAUGAUAGGGGUGUUAUACAAUCCAUAAUACAUAAUUUUAUUACAUAUGAGAAUAGGAAUAGUUAAGUGACUCAUGUGAGUUUCAUUUGAAUGCCCAUCGACAUCAUAUAUUACACUUUACAUAAUUGCAGGAGAAUGAUGAAGGAGAAUGAAAUAGUCAAAAUGGUCUCCAAAGGAAAGGGAAGCUGAUUGGAUAAGUGGGACCCACAACUUGCCUACAACUGUCCAUGAUGCCAUGAUGAAGGGACUGAACAGAAGGGUUGGAAACCAUUAGAAAAACUACCAAUAAAAAUACUUUGGUUUGGAAUCAUUUAUCAACCCUCUUUCCACGAAUGAAAACCUAGCAAUAGUAUAUCCAUUGGCAAAUAAUCUUCACUGUGUUGAACAUUCUUGUUAUAGACUAUUUGGGAAGUCUUCAAACUUCUCCAAGAGGUGUGUAAUUCCUCUUUUUCUUCACUCCAAAGAGGUAUUUUUGGAGCCAAUUUUCUUACCUUUUCUACCCCAUGAAGUACUAUGAGAUUCCUUGUGUCUUUCUCCUCACCACCCAACAAAAGUACUAUUGGGAGAUUACUAUCCAUGAGUUCCAACACACCUUGGUGAGCACCAUAGUGUGAUGUAAAGCUUGCUCAAGCUUGUGAUGGGUGACGGCCAUCAUAGCCGCCCACAUAGUGUGGUCCUUGGAUGUAAAACACUCGUGGAUGCAUGUGUGGUGUUUCCACAAGUAGAAGCACCACACAAUUGAGCUUAAGGGCUAUCUCUACCCUUCUCUCUACUUUCUCUUCAUAUUUGGUUACAUAAAUCAUUCCAAUUCAAUCAUUUAGUUUCAAUGUGACGAUUUAGAUUUUGAGGCUUGAACUUGAAAUUUUAAAAUCAAAGAAUGUUCAGUGAAUGAAUUAACUUUUUUUUUCUCUUUCAACAUUACUUCUCACUGUGUUUUUAUUGUUAAGAUGCCUUCCUCAUGAUUUCUAUGAGUUUGUUCUUCACUCUAAUCUUCUCAUCUCUUUAUUCUUCCUUUUCAAAAACAUCUUUCUAACAAUUAAUUCGAGUUUCCAACUGUUAUUGUAAUCAACCUAGAUAUUCAUUAGUAAGUUCUCACUUUUUAAAAUUAACUUCUGAUUUAUAAAUCAGAAGUUAAUUUAUAAAUCAGAAGUUAAUUUAUAAAUCAGAAGUUAAUUUAUAAAUCAGAAGUUAAUUUAUAAAUCAGAAGUUAAUUUAUAAAUCAGAAGUUAAUUUUAAAGUUUAAUUAAAUCAACCUAGAUAUUCAUUAGUAAGUUCUCAAAUAUUGAGCUUUAAUUACAAUGAUAGUUUUUGUGCGAUCAAAGUAUAUCUUGUAAUAGGUUACUCUAGAACUUAGAUUUCUAGCAUGUGAUAUGAAAUCUCAAAGUUUAUGUCGUAAUGGGUGUUGAUCUUGUAAAAUCAUUUGUAUUUGUGAGGAUAAAAGUAUUACAAUUAUAACUGUGAUUUUAGAGUGGAAGUAGGCUAAAGGGUUUCACCCCAAUGAAUAGCUCAAUAUUUGCAUAUAAACAGGGCGUUUCUGCCAACUUUAGCAUGUGAGUGAGUUAACAAGAGAAACUUGAGUGUGUGUGUCUGUUAAUGUCCACCUUCUACCAAGGUCUAGCCUAAGAUCUACAUUUCUGAACAAGAAACAUUAAGGAAAAUUAUCUUUUUUCAGGCUGUCAUUAACUUAAUCUCAGAUCAAAUGGUGCCUCAAUGAAAGAAAGAAAAUUCUAGCAAUAGAAUCUAUGAGCUAAAGUUCUAGGAGUGGGGAUUUGUUCUUUACUUUGUUCCUAUAGUUUUUGAAAAUUUAAAGUGCAGCACAUAUGCUUUAUGAGGCCUUGAUAUGGUUGGUAUCCAGAGCCAUAUGAUCUAGUACAUAAGCUUGCUAAAGAUUGGAUAUUUAGUACUUGGUCAAUAGAGCCAUAAGAUCAAGACAGGCUCAUUGAUACUUGGAUAUUCAAUAGAAGUCAGCUUAACCCAUCGAUUUACAGUAUUUCACUCCUAACUUAAUGGAACAUAAGGAAUUUGUCCUCUGAUAUUAGACACUCUAAAUCUUAGAAGAAUUCAUUUUGCCCAAUGCUAUCUCAUAAUUUCCUUAAAGAGAAUAUAGAUCUUAGACGAAUUUGUCCUAAAAAUUGUCCUUGGAACCCAUUUCUCCUUCAUGGUCUCUCAUAAUUUCCUUAAAGAGGCAUGUGAUAAGUCUUCAUUAUCAUGAGUUAAUAAUUAGUAAAUAAUAUAGUUUUAGCCUUAACUCAUGAUAAAUAGAUUUAUAUUUGUGUUAAAGUGUGAAAAGUAGUUUUCAGCUGAUUAAUGUGAUUUUUUGGGUAAUUAUGUGAUUUUAUACGAAUUUAUAUGAUUUUUAUAGUCUUACUUUUGAGAUAAAUGAAGAAAAAGAAAUAAAUUAUUACAAAAUAGGGGGACCCGCCAGCCAGCCGGGCCCGCAAGUGGGUCGGAAGCUCAGUCAAGGAGUAGCCGCAAGCAAGGGCUCGAGCGGCUUGGACCAAUAGGGGCUUGUGUGCGCCACUCCCCUUCCACGUCACCGGUGGCCAGCCGACUGUGGGGCAAGGAGUGGUCGUACAUGCGAGAGAAGGAACUUUGCUUAGAAAUGUAACAUUACUAUAUAUUUGCCUGAAAAAUCGGCGCACAACCGAUGUGGGACUAAACCCGCGUCACACCUUCCUCAGAAGGCGCGGGUUCGAAUCCUCCUAGAGUCAAAAUUCAUAUAUUUUUAUCUAAUUAUCGCGACUUUCCUACAGAUCGCCAGUGAAGGAUUAAGCAACGAGAAUCGCUAGAUCAUCGGUGAAAAUCUCGUCAACGCGAUUCGCAGAGCAUUGCUACUAAAAUUACUGAAUGAUUUGCGAUAAAAGGAUCGCGAAUCCAUCGAGUAAAUCGUCUCCGAUUGAUCGACGAACAAGCCAUCGUCGGGAAGAGGACGAUCCGUCAAGAGACGAGUCGCCACCUCCUAAGAGCAUACCAGAUGCGAUGAAGAGCCUCCUCUUGCUGCGUGGACCUGAGGAUGAAGCUCCCUAA